UUUGGUGUCUAAAGAAGGAAGUGGACCUGUUGAUGUGUCUGUGGUAGAUCAUAAGACCUCUCUGUGGUGCUCUACAAAGACCCCAGUCACAAAAACUAGGUUGCACUAGCAGAGGUGCCAUUGUUUCUGCAUAGGAGUAACAUGAAUACAAGCUAGACAACAGCACCACUUCCUCCUCUCAGCCAUUAUAACCAAGUCAACCCAGUCAAAUGAGCAUCACUUUGGUUUAAUUUAGUUUUAUUUUGUUCCUCUGCUGAGUAAAUAACGUUGCAUUGACAUCAUAUCUGUAGUCGGUCUGAGCAGGCAGUGUUGGGUCAACGUUUGGUUGUGCAGUUGGUCAGUAUGUGUGGAAGUGUAUCCAGACUUGCUCUGCUGCUGGUGCUGUGGGGUCUAUUCACAGCUGUUGACGUGACUCAAGAGAAAACAUUGGAGACCGGAGGAGCAGAUGCCACUCUUCUCUGCCCAAACCAAACUCUCACUGACAUCAUUGUUGUAGUAUGUCACAAAUAUAGAGUUAUACGUGAGGGUCAUGAGUGUCAAAUUGCACUAGAAUUUGAGACAAAUCAUACCAACAGCACUUGUGACCCCAGAGUCACACUACAGACAGAGAAUGACAGAGUGUUUCUACACAUUACCAACAUACAACCAUCUGAUGAAGGGAACUACACCUGUGUUUGUACACAUUAUAAUGGCAAUUCUGAUAUAAACAUAGAUAUUUCUGUCAAUGGAACCCAAGUGCAACAGGCCACAGACAACAGUCUCUUCUAUUGGGGGAUGAUAACAGGCGUUGCAGCAUGUGUAGCUGCCCUGGUGUUUGGUGGCGUAAUCAUGAGGAAAAUUCAUCUCAGGAGAACACAGCUACAAGUGUCUGGAACCGUCAACGAGGAGGAGCAACAGGACAUGGAGCCCUUCAACAUGUUCACAAGGAGAGACAAUGGGCUUUACUCAACUCUCCAGCUGCCACAUCCUAACCCCUGACCCUCUGGCACCGUUGACCAAUGACGACAUGGCAUUAGACACCUUCUCGUAACAGCUAGCUAUACAGCUAUACGGUAGAGUGGUAGAUAUGCAUUUACUGUGAUUAUUUUGAUUACUGAAAAUGCAAUUUCUUUCUUUGUCUGACUUGCCAUAUAUCAGCCUCUCCUUUACUGUAGAUGUUCUGUGGUUGUUGUAAAUAUCAACACAUAGUGUCUGCAGGCUGCACAUCUGUUAUGGAAAUACAAGUGUUAUAUACAGUACAUGUCUAAAAAAGUAUAGCUGUUCUGUUGUUUGCGGUUAGAACAAAGCAUGUUUCUGUGGAGAUCACCUGAUCCCAAAAUCAUAAUCUUUUCCACCAGGUGUCAGUGUACUGUUGUAAAAUACAAAAAAUGUUCCUGUCAUAAACAUGAAUGCGAAAUCAGUAAAAAUUCCAACUGCCACUGAAUUCAAACUGUAACUUUAGAACACAGAAUAUUAAUGUAGACCUGUUUUAUAGUUUUCUGUUUCCUAUAUAGGCCUGGCUACAUUAAUUAGGGUACAUGUUUAAGUGCAUAUGUUAAUAAAAAAAAACACACCAAACAACUAGUAACUAGCUGGAUAUGAUUUAUUAUAACUGUUUUUCCCCAAAAAUGUAUGUAUGCUGUAGCCUAUGUACUUCUGUGGAUGCAAGGCCAGUCUAUUUAAAGCAUGAGAACUG
Salmo salar (Atlantic salmon) is the source of this 1675-nucleotide messenger RNA. The record is from RefSeq and is a predicted model, not a curated record. NCBI's taxonomy places the organism in Eukaryota, Metazoa, Chordata, Actinopteri, Salmoniformes, Salmonidae.